Molecule: messenger RNA, 1857 nt
Organism: Caenorhabditis briggsae
Lineage: Eukaryota; Metazoa; Nematoda; Chromadorea; Rhabditida; Rhabditidae
Gene: Cbr-tyr-1
Product: Protein CBR-TYR-1
Exons: 9
Coding region: 1-1857 (618 amino acids)
Molecular function (GO): oxidoreductase activity
Source: RefSeq, a predicted model, not a curated record
AUGGGUAGGCGGCUCGGCGCCUUUCUCGUCUUUUCUGGCACACUGGCCGUGCUGAGCAGCUCGGUGAAUGCGGAUUUCAACUGCUCACAGGCGCCAGAUUCAGACAUGAAACAAACAUGUCAUAUGCUACAAGAAUGGGAUAGUGCCGCCAGAAAAGCGAUCAGAAAGCGUCAAGCGUUCCAAGCAGGUGCUCCAGGAGUUCAAGGAGGAUUCUCGCCAGCCAACCCGCCACGAUUUGCUCCAUCUGCACAGGGAUGCAUGAAUAUUGCGUGCAUUUGUCCGUAUAUGGGGGGUCGAAUGGCAAACGGAUGUAUUCUUCCAAAUGGGCAGCCAUAUUUGAUGUCGUAUAGAAAAGAAUACAGAAUGAUGAGCGACAACGAGCGUGUCCGCUGGCACAACGCCAUCAUGCAACUCAAGCGUUCUGGAGAGUACGAUCGUCUAUCAGUGAUGCACAGACAAGUGGGCUCCGCCUCCGGAGCACACUCGGGUCCAGGAUUCUUAGUCUGGCACCGAGAAUACAUGAAAAGAAUGGAAAUCGCAUUGAGAAUGAUUGAUCCGGGAAUUUCGAUGCCUUAUUGGGACAGUGUGCUGGAAUCAUAUUUGCCAGAUCCAAGAGAUUCGAUUAUGUUCGGACCAUUGUUCAUGGGAAUGACUGACGCAUCGGGACAACUGGUUAGCGGACCGUUUGCUGGAUUUAGGACACUUGAAGGACGUCCGAAUAUUAUUCGACGAAUGGCGACGGAGGGAAAAAUGUUCACUGAGCAGAAUAUUAACAAUUUGAUGGCACAGAAUGAUUUGGUCAGCGUGAUGGCGUUCACUGCGCCACAAACAGGUUGCCCAUUCCGGCCCUAUUUCGGAGCUCUCGAAUACACUCACGCCUCCAUUCAUCUCUGGAUGGGCGGAGACAUGAAACCACCAUCAACCUCCGCCAACGACCCAAUUUUUUUCCUCCAUCACACAUUUGUGGACUUUAUUUGGGAAAUGUGGCGUCAAAAUCAUCAGAAUCGAUUUGCCAGAGAAAAUCAAUACCCACCAGACAUCGGUGCAUGCGCCAACUCACAGCACUUCAGUUACGCUCAAAUGAGACCAUGGGAUAAGAUUAACCGAGAUGGACUCUCCAACGCCUACACCGACAAUCUCUACCACUACGCACCCCGCCCAACAUGCAACCGAAACAACGCCAACUGCGGAUCUCAAUACUUGUUCUGCGAUACACGGGGCAAUCCACACUGUGUCGCAAAAGUGAAGCCAGGAGGUUUGUGUCGUGGAUUCGAAGGUUUGGAUGCAUGCUACAUGGGGCAGUGUGUCGCCGGAUGGUGUCGAGAAGGACAACAAUUCCAGAAGCCCUCUCAAACUACAGCCGUUGCAAAUGUGCAACAGCCUCAAGCUCAACCCCAACAACAGCCAGCAAGACCAGCUGCUACUCCACAAUCUGUAAGACUCUUUUUGUGUGUCUGUGUGUCCAGAUGUCUGUUUUUUCAGAACUGCUACAACGAGGACCCAUGCUGUAACCAAUGGUCCAGACAAAACGAAUGUCGAACGAAUACAGUUUAUAUGAAUCGCUACUGCAGGAAGUCGUGUGGUUUAUGCCAGUCAAAUGAUAAUAAUCGAGGUUGUCACGACCGUCACGUCUCCUGCGCCUACUGGCGCGGUCAACAAUUCUGCACGCGACGUCGUCAAUGGAUGGCUGAGAACUGUCAAGCCUCUUGUGGAUGGUGUAACAUGAACGAAGCUCAAUUAUGUGCUUCGGUGGCACGACAAUCGAGAAGAGUCAGACGAAAUGCACAAUUCUGGCUCGCGGAGCAACAUGAGGAUGAUGGAAUGGUGGAUGAUUUUAUGCUGGAUUAUGGGCGAUGA